Molecule: messenger RNA, 2455 nt
Organism: Theobroma umbraticum
Lineage: Eukaryota; Viridiplantae; Streptophyta; Magnoliopsida; Malvales; Malvaceae
Gene: RECA2
Product: recA DNA recombination family protein
Biological process (GO): DNA repair
Molecular function (GO): ATP binding; ATP-dependent DNA damage sensor activity; single-stranded DNA binding
Source: RefSeq, a predicted model, not a curated record
AGAAAAACAAGAAAAGACAUUGGUACUCGACCAUCACGAUCAGCAUGGCAGACCUAUUUCCAAGAAAGUAGUAAAACAUGAUCAAAGCCAAAAGCCCAAGGUAUUAGAAAUAUUCAUAUCCCAGCCCAGAUGCCUGCAGUUUGCACUCGAAAAAGCUCCUGAAACUCAGCGAUGUUGGCAGACAUUUGCUUGCAGUUGGGCCCUGACUCCACUUUGCGAAUUUGGCUGGCUUCUAAAUCUGGGUGUAUAAAGCUGCUUUUACAUGGGAUUUAUUAAAGUUUCCUGGCAUUGGCUCAUCUGGCUCCCCAACAACCAUAUCCCCAAGCAUUCAUCCACCUUCCGGCUUGCCAUCCUGGACAGAUUAGCCCCUCUAUCCGCUCGUAGUUCAUAGAGGCUUGAUAUUCCAAAUUUAAGGUGCUGUUUAUGUAACAAGGCUGAGCAUUCCAGGGACCAUAUUUGCUCCAAGAGGAUUUGGAAGGAAAUUUUGCAGCUCCCUCUUUAAAGAUAACCUGGGGGAUUGAACAACUCAGUUUACUUGGGCUGCUAGAGCCUGCCUGGUGUUGCUGGCAAGCUAGAAAACAGGAGACGAUAGGAAAGCUGGGCUGGGCCCCUUAGAAAUUUGACAACAAAUCCUUACAAGGCCCGGACGGCCCAUUCAGCUUCCAGUCCCCGGUACUUAACCAGACUGAAAUGUCAAAAAGGAGGGAAACUCAACCUAAAACCCUAACAUCACUGAGCAGAGUUACUGUCCAUUUCUCUGCUCUCUUUCUUCUUCUCUUUUAAAGAAAAAGAAGUAAACCCACGCUUUGUAAUCCAUGGAAUAACAUUUUAUCAUAACUAUUUUGUUCUCCAUCUUCCUGUUUUUUUGGAUUUUGUAGUUCUAAACAGAGCCCAGCCGUUUCAUAGCGUGCUAUGGCGAGGUUUCUUCGAAAUAUUUCUUCUCUGAAACGUUCUCUCUUCGCUCCAGAGGUAUGUAGGAGAGGGGUAUUAGGGUCAUCUUCUCAGCUGUGUGCCUUUUCUUCUAAAGGUAGAAGGAAAUCAAAGUCAGAUGGAAGCGACUCAUGUGACGAGAAUAUGUCCAAGAAAGAAUUGGCCCUAAAACAAGCCCUGGAUCAGAUUACUAGUUCUUUUGGAAAAGGAUCUAUUAUGUGGCUGGGUCGAUCUGUGUCUCCUAAAGAUGUUCCGGUAGUUUCCACUGGUUCUUUUGCUUUGGACAUAGCACUUGGAACUGGUGGACUUCCAAAGGGACGUGUUGUGGAGAUAUAUGGACCAGAGGCUUCUGGGAAAACAACUCUUGCCCUACAUGUAAUUGCUGAAGCACAGAAGCAAGGAGGUUAUUGUGUUUUUGUCGAUGCUGAGCAUGCUCUUGAUUCAGCUCUAGCUGAGGCAAUUGGGGUAAACACUGAGAAUUUGCUUCUUUCGCAACCUGAUUGUGGUGAACAAGCUCUCAGUCUUGUGGAUACACUAAUACGGAGUGGAUCUGUUGAUGUUGUUGUUGUUGACAGUGUAGCUGCCCUUGUGCCUAAAGGUGAGCUUGAUGGGGAGAUGGGUGAUGCUCAUAUGGCAAUGCAAGCUCGAUUGAUGAGCCAGGCUCUUCGUAAAUUGAGCCAUUCCUUAUCAUUAUCACAAACUAUAUUGAUUUUUGUAAAUCAGGUGAGGUCAAAACUUUCAACUUUUGGUGGAUUUGGUGGGCCAACUGAAGUUACCUGCGGUGGUAAUGCACUAAAGUUCUAUGCUUCAGUGCGUCUAAACAUAAGGAGAACAGGGCUUGUCAAGAAAGGAGAAGAGACUAUUGGAAGUCAAGUUCUUGUGAAGAUUGUGAAGAACAAGCUUGCGCCUCCAUUUAAGACAGCUCAAUUUGAGCUCGAGUUUGGCAGGGGAAUAUCUCGGGAAGGAGAGAUCAUAGAUUUAGCGCUAAAACACAAAUUUGUUACAAAGUCUGGUGCAUUCUACAGUUUCAAUGACCAUAAAAUCCAUGGCAAGGAAGCCUUUAAAAAAUUUUUGGCCGAAAAUGAAAGUGCUUGUGAAGAACUUGUGAUGAAACUUAGAGAAAAGCUACUGGAAACUGAGAGAAAGAAGGAAAGACAGACAGAUAUUUCUGAUGGGAAUACAUCAGAAGAAAUAAUUCCACCUGAUACAACCGAUGAAGAAGCUGCUACUGCCGUUGAAGCUUAAAUGUGCAUUGGACUCAGACUGAAACCCCCUUUGUUCCCAUUGCAGGUUCAGUCUUUUGUGGGGGUUGCUUUCUCCCUUUGGAUCAGUCGUUAGCUAGGUGAAUUUUUCGGUGGACACGAUGAUGGAAGGAUUUGAAAGUCCGUUGAUUCAUAGUCAUAUUCCACCCUUUUGAGUAUGUUGGUCGCAUUUGUACAUGUGUCGUAUAGUGCAUUGGAAAGUUUUGUGGAAUCAAUUUAGAUGAAGGAAGAAUACAGGAUCUUCAUUCAAAUUUCCAGGGGUA